This is a messenger RNA of Gloeophyllum trabeum ATCC 11539, 1083 nucleotides long. RefSeq lists its product as uncharacterized. The transcript has 2 exons. Gene Ontology annotation, biological process: carbohydrate metabolic process. The record is from RefSeq and is a predicted model, not a curated record. Lineage: Eukaryota; Fungi; Basidiomycota; Agaricomycetes; Gloeophyllales; Gloeophyllaceae. Bases 1 to 1083 code for a protein of 360 amino acids.
AUGGCGAGCAAUGCACCCCAUGCGGUUGACGUGCAGCCGCUCCUGAAGACAAUGCAGAAGGUGUACGGGCCCUUCCCAGAUGGACCCGCGGUGAAAUCAUGGAUUCCGCCGCCUGCGGUGGGAGGCCACCGCGGGCGAUACCUCUGGACGGACGGCUUCGGCGUCGUCAACCUGCUCACCCUCUCAAAAAUAACCUCCGAUGCAACCUACCUCACCCUCGCCGCGCGGCUCAUCGAGACCGUGCACGACAUCCUCGGACGCACGCGCGAGGACCGCGCGCGCCUCCCCGGUGCGACCGACGCCGAGCCGCUCAAGGGUGGCUUGCGGAUCGGCAAGGUCGAAGAGAGCGGCCCGGACGGGGAUGGCCAGUACUUCCACUACCUGACAGUGUGGAUGUUCGCGCUGAACCGGAUGAGCGUCGCCUCGGGCGAGCGCCGGUACAACGAGCUGGCAGUGCAGCUCGCGCGCGCGGUGCACCCGAAGUUCGUGGUGAACAGGGAGGCGGCGCGGCCGCGGAUGUUCUGGAAGAUGUCGGUGGACCUCGCACAGCCGCUCGUGCGCAGCGAGGGGAACCUCGACCCGAUUGAUGGGUAUGUGGUGUACUCGCUGCUGCAGAAGACGGCGGGCACGCCAGUGUUGCGGGGGGAGAUUGAGGAUUAUAGGAAGAUAUUGGAGACGAAGUGGAGGGGGUAUGGGAGUAGUGAUCCGCUGGACUUGGGGAUGACGCUGUGGACGAGUCAUUGGUGCGUCGAUGAGCCCGGAGAGGAGUGGGCGAGGGGGAUCACGGAGAGCGCGUUCGGGGAUCUUCGAGACGUUAGUGAGAGCGGCUACUUCGACGUACCUCUCAGGAUGCGCCUCGCCUUCCGCGAAUUCGGGACGUGCCUCGGUAUACGAUGUCAUUCCGCAGAUGCGUCCCUUGAAAGCCUUGCGCAGAAGAUCGCGACGACUUGGGAGAAGACCGUGCAGGAAGAAGAGGAACAGGACGAUUUGACCCCCAUCACUUGCGUGAUGUAUGUCUCUGCUGUAGUCCCGGGAGGUAAGCGCGGACGCCAAUCAGAGCCUUUUGGAUGUGGCUGCAAUUGA